Messenger RNA from Salarias fasciatus (jewelled blenny), 2727 nucleotides. It is a transcript of the gene pex14, whose product is annotated as peroxisomal biogenesis factor 14. Gene Ontology annotation, biological process: protein import into peroxisome matrix, docking. Gene Ontology annotation, cellular component: peroxisomal membrane; peroxisomal importomer complex. NCBI's taxonomy places the organism in Eukaryota, Metazoa, Chordata, Actinopteri, Blenniiformes, Blenniidae. Bases 45 to 1241 code for a protein of 398 amino acids. The transcript has 10 exons. Gene Ontology annotation, molecular function: signaling receptor binding. The record is from RefSeq and is a predicted model, not a curated record.
CGAAGCAAUCGAGCACGGAGCAGUCGAACAGCCUCGAUAGGAAGAUGGCAUCCACCGAGCCCCCUGCUUCACAAACACAGCAGGACUUUCCACCUGGAGAUGAUGCGGCAGCUCGACCCCGAGAAGGACUGAUUACCACGGCAGUACAAUUUCUGCAGAACCCGAAAGUACGUCAGAGUCCCCUGGCCACCCGGAGAGCCUUCUUGAAGAAAAAAGGACUGACGGAUGAAGAGGUGGAGCUGGCCAUUCAGCGCUCCGGCAGCACGGAGGAAGUCCUGCCUGUCGUCCCUGUGGCGCCGCCACAUCAGCUCCACCACGCUGCCCACCUCGCUCCUGUGCCACUCAGCCCGGCAGGCUACAGAUGGAGGGAUUACGGCGCCCUCACCAUCAUCAUGGCGGGCAUAGCGUUCGGCUUUUAUCAGCUGUACAAGAAAUACAUCCUUCCCCUCAUUAUGGGGAGACGAGAGGACAAGCAGCAUCUGCAGAGGAUGGAAAGCAACAUCGCGGCAAUGAGUGGCACGCUGACACAGACAGCCUCACCCCCGUCCAAACCUCCAUCGCCAUCAUCAUCAUCCACCCUCUUCCCCGUAGUCAGCCAGCUGCAGCAGACCCUGGCGUCUGUUCAGGAGCUUCUGAUCCAGCAGCAGCAGAAAAUCCAGGAGCUCACACAGGAGCUGACUGCAGCAGAGGCAUCGUCCUCAACCAACCGCAUCCUGGACAACCAGACAGUGGCUGAGCUGAAGGCUGAGAUCGCCUCUUUGAAGGGCUUACUGCUCAGCAGGAGGCAGUUCCCUUCCACUCCCGCCAUACCCAAGAUCCCGUCGUGGCAGAUCCCCCUGAUGCCGCCGUCAGCGUCCGGCUCGCCCGGCGUGAACCACACCAACAGCAGCAGCGACAUUUCCCCGCUCAGCAACGAGUCCACCAACUCCUCCCCCAGCAAAGAUCCGCUCCACAGCUCCCAGGAUGCACUGGGAGGGCCCGACGGAGCCCACGUUCUCAAUGGGGACAUCAGCACGGCGCUGCCUCCAGACCAGGUCCGCAUGGAGGUGCAGGGCGAGGAGGAGAAGAGGGACGACGAGGACGAUGUCAACCACGAAGAGGAGGAGGAGGAGGAGGAAGAGGAGGAGGGGGGGCUGAGCAUGCAGACGGAAGACCGGCGAGGCGGCGAUGGGCAGAUUAACGAACAGGUGGACAAACUGAGGCGGCCCGAAGGCGCCAGCAACGAGAGCGAGGUGGACUAGACCGCAGCAGGAAGCGCCGAAACGCCUCUCCAACCUUCCCGCCUCGUCUCUGCCCACAUGACGCCUCUCUCUCUCACACACACACACACACACACACACACACACGCCGUUUUCUUCUUCGAUUCAUCCACUUUUUUCCCUCUCGUGUCUGUAACCUGUCACUGUAAACCGUCGUUCUGUGGUGGAGACCGAGGGGCAGGCCGGGGGUGUGAGAGAUGCAAAAGUGACAAAUACUUGGAGUGUGUGGUGACACACAGAUCACCACCAUUUGCUUUUCAUCUGGCAAACUGAAUGCGUGCACAGCGACCCGAGCGAAAACGGCGUUUUCCCCGAGAGGAGAACGGAGGAUCAGGCUGGCCGCGCGCAGCUCCGACCGUGUGACUUACUGCUUUUAAUUUCCACGAUUUAAUCAGAUAAUUCACAGCUUUGCCUUAGUGUCCUUGUAAUUGUACCGAGGCUCUUAUGCAGACCAAAGAGGCGGCGCCGCGCGCACACAAUGUCUCCGCUGUACAAGUGCAGCUCCGGGUCAGGAAUCAUAUGUUGGCGCUUGAGGCUCAAAGUUACGGCGAGCUUCAGGUGGAGCGUAAGCAGAGUUUGUCUCCCUGUUGACGGCAAUAGGAGAGGACAAGCUCUUCCAGGGCCGGAGCUUUUAGCCUCUUUUAUGUGUCCUUUCGCAUUGCUGUCAGUCUGUCAAUAAUUCACAAGGCCAGCAGGGUGGCAUUUGGGUGAAAUAAAAGCCCUGAAAUUCGAGAUUAGAAUGUGAUGACGGGCUUUGUUCCACACCGGUGUCAGAGUGCUCGUACGCUCAAAGGAGGGGAAGAUAAAUGCUUUUUCCCCCGCUUUCCUUUUUCACCCAGGGCUUGAAUUGUGCAUCUCUCGCGAGUGUGUGUGUGUGUGUGUGGCAGCUAGAAAAGAAAAAAAAAAAGGAAAAAAAAAAAAACCCAACCCAGACUGUCUGCUGAGCUGUAUCUGUGUCUCCAGCAGGGCAGCUGAUUUGGUUUGUGAAGUAUGUUAAUAAUCAAAUGAUCAACAAAUAACAGAUGUAUUAGUUCAUGCAGCUUGAAAUGUCAAGGAGGCUAAAAGCGGAAAUCUAAUACAGAAAGCCCAGUUGCAUUGUAUCAUUUUCUGUGACAAACCCUCCGGUCCAAAUUACGUGGGGCUUCCUACAGUGAGUAAUCUUUACAGAAAACGGCGCCAAUAUUUUGUAAUUAAGCUGCAGUAAGGCGACGAGCGCCGCCACACAUGGAAGUUGCAGAACUUGUAUUGCUGUUUUUUUUUUUUCUUUCUCUAUCUCUCUCCGUGUGGAGGUGGAUGGAGGGGAAGUAGAAAAAAAAAAGCCCCGUGAUUGAAAAGGAAAGUAAUAAAUGAAUACUUGACUUAUUGAAUUACUCACUCAGUGUGCAGCUGACAAGAAGAGUCCAUGAGUGAGAAGAAGGAAUAUCAGCUCUCGCCGCGUUUCCUCUUCCGUCAGAGGAAAACAGGACGA